This is a messenger RNA of Anolis carolinensis (green anole), 2811 nucleotides long. It is a transcript of the gene slc35c1, whose product is annotated as solute carrier family 35 member C1. Gene Ontology annotation, biological process: GDP-fucose import into Golgi lumen; protein O-linked glycosylation via fucose. Gene Ontology annotation, cellular component: Golgi apparatus. Lineage: Eukaryota; Metazoa; Chordata; Lepidosauria; Squamata; Anolidae. Bases 476 to 1573 code for a protein of 365 amino acids. The record is from RefSeq and is a predicted model, not a curated record. Gene Ontology annotation, molecular function: GDP-fucose transmembrane transporter activity; antiporter activity. The transcript has 5 exons.
UGUUUAAGUUUAAGAUUAGGCUUGAAAGGAAGCAGAGGGUUAUUGGUAGAGCAUAAAAAUCCACAUCAAGUCAGAGUAUUAGAAAUAUGUAGAAGCACGUCACGUCGGAAUCAUAGACAUUUGUGUGAAAUUUCUUUCAGUCUCACUAUAGCACAUGAAGACAGAAUAACUAACAUGAAACGAAGCCAAAAGAGCAUAACAUCAUUAUUUAAAAAGCCCAGAGAGGAAGACAUUUCAUCUAAAGUUAAAGAAGGAGGCAGCAUGUGAGCUAUAAGGAGCACUGUCACAAGCAGACAAUAUGCCUUCAUGCAAAAGAAGAUACUGGUGAGGUGGCAGCAGGGGAGGAUAAGGAAGCAAAAAAUCGGUCCAGGAAGUUACAAAUGUUAGUUGAAGAGGAGAAAGAAAAGGGAGAAAUAAGCUGCUUACUGCUCAGUUGAUAAAAAGAGUCCAGCUAAAGCGCUCCGCCAUUCUGAAGAUGGCCCUCGGCGGUGGCGGCGGCUCGUCGGAGUCCUUGCUCCCGCCGGAAGAGCCCGUUGGCAUGGAGGGGGACGGGGAGGGCGCCCGGGAGCCUCCGUUCCUCCUGCGGGCGCUGCGGAUCGCCACAGUGGUGACCCUGUACUGGUUCACCUCCAUUACCAUGGUCUUCCUGAACAAGUACCUGCUGGGCAGCCCCUCGCUGGGCCUGGACGCGCCGCUCUUCGUCACUUUCUUCCAGUGCCUGGUGACGGUGCUGCUGUGCAAGGCGCUGAGCCUGCUGGCCGGCCUCUGCCCGCGCGGCUGCCUCGACUUCCCCUCCAUCCGCCUGGACCUCAAGGUCUCCCGCAGCGUCCUGCCCCUCUCCGUGGUCUUCAUCGGCAUGAUCACCUUCAACAACCUCUGCCUCAAGUACGUCGGCGUAGCCUUCUACAACGUGGGCCGCUCCCUCACCACCGUCUUCAACGUCAUGCUCUCCUACCUGCUCCUCAAGCAGACCACCUCCCUCCCGGCCCUCCUGGCCUGCGGGGCCAUCAUCGGUGGCUUCUGGCUUGGAAUAGAUCAGGAAGGCGCAGAAGGGACUCUAUCCUGGUCCGGCAUAAUUUUUGGAAUCCUAGCCAGUCUCUGUGUCUCACUCAAUGCUAUCUACACUAAGAAGGUCCUGCCUGCUGUGGAUGGCAGCAUCUGGCGUCUGACCUUCUACAACAACCUCAAUGCCUGUGUCUUGUUCUUGCCACUCAUAUUGCUCUCAAACGACUAUUAUACUAUCUACCACUUUGAGAAAUUGGGGAGCUCCAGCUUCUGGGGCAUGAUGACCCUUAGUGGAGUGUUUGGUUUUGCCAUUGGCUAUGUGACAGGACUCCAAAUCAAAUUUACUAGCCCUCUCACACACAAUGUAUCUGGGACAGCGAAAGCAUGUGCCCAAACAGUGCUAGCCGUUUGCUAUUAUGAAGAAACAAAGAGCUUCUUGUGGUGGACUAGUAAUAUGAUGGUUCUAGGUGGUUCCUUUGCAUAUACGUGGGUGAAAGGAGUGGAGAUGAAGAAGGUGCAGGCAGAAACUCCUCCCAAAGCAAAUGAAAAAAAUGAUGCUGGUGUCUAAUAGCCCACUGUGUGCAUAUACUUCCAUGCAUCCUGUGUCAUGGGAGUUAGCUAGAAAGCAAGCCAGAGCCUCAAGUCUUCAAGACAGGAAAAUCCUGUGAUGACAAAAGUGCUGGAAGAGAUAAAAGUUAGAAAACAAAGUGAAGUCCCAUGAGUAUUCAUUGGAUGACAAAUGUUGAACGCUCAUAAGUCGUUUCCUGUGAAGAGGUGCAUGGUGGUGGUGGUGGGGUAGGUGAGUUCAUAGAUAGGACACUAUUUAUUAAUCAAGGUUCACCUGAAAAUGGCUGCUUCUUGGGUGAUUUUGUCUCCCUUUGAUAAAGGAUGGUGUUAAAAAAGAGCAACAAUGAAUAGGAUUUAAACUAGACAAAAUAGGUUGAUCUUGGUUCUGUUUUGCCAGUGGAGAAUGCUCUCUAGUUCUCUCAUAUAUACUCCGAUCAUCAUAUUUUGUCUUCUUUCAAAAUACUUAGCGGUCCACUAUUCUUUACUGAAAGAUAAUCUUUUGUCUCACUGGAGAUAUCUAAACUUAUUAGUUAUCUUUCUCUUGCCCCCAUGGGGCAAACUUGCACUGGUUGCUAGUGGGUCCAUUGCCAUGUGUGUGGCAGGUGUAUGUUACAUUUUAUUGUUGCCUCUUCUGGAUAUGUUUUGCUGGUACCAAACUAGAGUCCAACCCAUCUGAGCUCCUAUUUAGUUCUAAGCAGCUACAGCAGAAUCAGCGGGAAAAGAUAGAGUUGAUAUAAUGUCCUGACUAGCAAUGAUGGAUUGAAAUAACCUAAUGACUCUGAAGUGCAUGUACUUGCUUUAGAGAGGGUUAUGGGACAUUUUUUGGCAAUGCUAUUUGUAGAACAAAUUUAAGGGGCAUAUAAUCCCUCUGGGCUGCUUCAUUAGACCCUGAGUUCAUUGAAAACAGUGAAAAUACAGUAUAUAAAAUAUACUGGGUUAAGUUCCCCCCUUUCAUAUAAUCUGUAGUCCUUUGUGUCAUGGACUCUAAAAAAAAUUAAAAUGGUAGGAUGUCCCUGCCCUUUAGAGCAGUAGAAAUUCAUUUAUAUAUAUACACACACAUACACUUAUCGUGUGAGACUCCAUGGGCUCCAGGAGCCCAAAUUCACUGGAAUGUUUAACUCAAUUUGCCUUGUUGCCUUUUGAUUAUAGCCCUGUCAUGGUCUCAUAUCUCUGAUUUUGUACUGAGAAAUUAAUUUUUCACGGUUGAUUUGUGAUUGUUAAUAAAAGUUUGCUUAAGUA